Molecule: messenger RNA, 1921 nt
Organism: Serpula lacrymans var. lacrymans S7.9
Lineage: Eukaryota; Fungi; Basidiomycota; Agaricomycetes; Boletales; Serpulaceae
Exons: 12
Coding region: 422-1849 (475 amino acids)
Biological process (GO): aldehyde metabolic process
Cellular component (GO): cytoplasm
Molecular function (GO): aldehyde dehydrogenase (NAD+) activity
Source: RefSeq, a predicted model, not a curated record
CAGAAAACAAAGCGUCAGCAUCCUGAAGAAUAUGUUAUAUGAAGCUAAAUUGAGGGGGAAAACUCAGAAUGGCGGUUUGUCGCUUUACAGGCUAAAUCAUCCGAGUCGUCUUGCCAUCACGCAUCGAUGUGGAUGACUGCUUACUGUGCUUGUAGCAGUUACAAGGAUUAGACCCAUUAGGGUCCAUAACGACAAACUGGUAGUGCAAACUCUUGAGCAAGCUACCACCGAUGAUCAUCGAAGCCAUUUGCGUGUGUUCAACGCCGCUCUACAACUUAACCUCCUAUAUUAACUGAAACUCGCCUCAGGGGCGAAGCUAGGCCAGUAGAGGCCCUUGUGUGCACUAAUGCUACAACGUCGGUCACAGCAACACACCCCAUCCACAAGUUCAGCUGUUUAAAUCACUAUUCGAUUAUCGACUAUGGGCUACAACACUCCUGAAGAAAUCACGCAGAUCCAUGCCAAGCUAACCGCAACAUUCCGGUCUGGCGUCACUAUCCCUCUUGCAUAUAGGCGUCAACAGCUCUUACAGCUUGCACGGCUUGCACAGGAGAAUGCCGAGGUUAUCAUGACCUCGUUGAAGGCUGACCUAGGACGUCACAGACUGGAAGCGGCUCUUCCAGAGGUUGGCCCUAUAGUGGCUAGUGCCCUUCUUUCUGCUGCAAAACUCGAAGAGUGGACAAAGCCCGAGAAACCAGAAGUUGAAGAAUGGCGUAGCUCUUGGGACACCACUAUAUAUAAAGCACCUAAAGGUGUUGUGGUGAAUAUCACUCCUUGGAAUUACCCAUGGGUUAUUUCGUUGUUGCCUCUGGCUGGUGCUAUCGCCGCUGGUUGUACAUGUCUCAUCAAGCCGUCAGAGCAUUCCCCUAAUUGCUCGCAGUUAAUGGCGGACCUCUUCCCGCGCUAUCUCGAUCCCAAUGCAUACGCUGUUGUUCAGGGUGCAGCUCCAGAGACUACUCACCUUCUCACACUCAAAUGGGACCACAUAUUCUACACUGGGAGCACAGCCAUUGGCCGUAUAGUGGCUACCGCGGCUGCCAAACAUAUCACUCCACUAACGCUCGAGCUGGGAGGCAAAUCAUCCGUCGUCGUCGAUGGUGACAACACAGAUCUCGAGAUUGCCGCCAAACGAAUUUUGUGGGGCAAACAACAGAAUGCAGGUCAAGUCUGUGUUGCACCCGAUCAUGUCUACGUUCCGCGCAAACACCAAGAUGCUCUUGUCGCGGCUUUCAAAAAAGCAUAUGAGACGUUCUGGCCACACGCAAAGGGUGCGCUUGAUCCAGCGGCUGAGAUUAGCCAUAUGGUAAACGAGACCCAUUAUAAUCGCAUUCGAGGCCUUCUACGCGAUACAAACGGUAACGUCGCUGUCGGUGGAUCGGCGGGGGAUAAUCUACGGAUCGAGCCUACUAUUGUGAAGGACGUUGAUCUUCUUGAUCCGUUGAUGGAACAGGAAAUAUUUGGUCCUGUCAUUCCUAUUGUUCCUGUGGACGACAUCGAGAGUGCCAUCACUCAUAUACAAGCAGGCCCCAUUCCUCUGGUCCUUUAUAUAUUCACAAACAGCGAUGAGACCAAAGAAAAGUUUGUUCACAGGACUCAAAGUGGUCAACUCAUCCUCAACGACACGUUCGCCCAACUUGGUGUGUACGAGAUUCCGUUUGGCGGGCAGGGCGAUUCAGGCUAUGGCGCGUACUUCGGGAAGCAUUCAUUCGAUGCCUUCACUCAACGCCGAGGUUCCAUCAAUGUUCCCCUUGCAGCUGAGCCGUAUAUGGGUCUUCGAUACCCCCCCUAUUCUGAGGAGGCAUUCCAGGCUCUUACUGCACAAGCCCAAAUGAAAAUACCUGACGCCUGAGCCAUGAACGGUGUAACGUUUCAUAACAUUGUUAGGGAAUGUAGUAUUAAAAAUAAUGAAGUUAUAAAUGCU